This is a messenger RNA of Geodia barretti, 214 nucleotides long. The record is from the annotation of a GenBank genome assembly. Lineage: Eukaryota; Metazoa; Porifera; Demospongiae; Tetractinellida; Geodiidae.
GCCCCCUCCCCCCUAUGUACUCCUCUCACUCUCUCUGCGAAAGUUCUCCAACUCGUCUUCUUUUCGGUUUGCUGUCAACUGUGACUGGCGUGGCGAUGAACCAUGAUACAAGCCUUCGGUAUCAACCAUGGGCUCCCUAAGUCCGAAUUCAUACAUCAUCUGGCAACUAACUCUACCGAACACCCAAAUCCCUCCCCUUAAGUGAGGACAUAUG